UUCCUGGUACAGGGUGGGUGGUUACGACUGUGUGCCUAUGGACACUGGGUAUUUAAGCCAUUUGGUGGACUGUUGUGCAGUUCCUCCUGGUUUCACAGAGAGAGCAUCAGGCAGCAUGACCUCGCAGCGAUGGAUGCUGGCAUUCUGCUUUUCACUGGCCUCAGUUUUAAGCCCGGGGGAAUCGGUCUCAACAACAGAAACUCAGAAAUACACUUGCAGGACAUUUGGCAGCGGGGUCGUCCAGCCUUUCAGCGGUUCAAGUUUCUACGUUCGCUCCAACUGCCCAUUCACCCUAACCCGUUUCACCCACAACCGGGUGGAAUGUGACAUCACCACACGGCGUGGUGACAACGGGCUGCUGGUCCAUGUUGAGAUCAUAAUCAACAAAGUCAGGACUGUUCUGCAGAAUGGGAGCAUCUUGGUGGAGAGCAAAAGUGUUUCCCUUCCAUACGACCACACCUACCAGCACAUCUUUCACUAUGGCAUCUACACUAAACUAAAGAGCUCUCUGCUCCCGCUGUCUGUCACCUGGCACAAUGUACCCGGAGGAAUAGACUCUUUGCGGGUGGAACUAGAGCAGAAGCUGAGCACCGACAUGACUGGACUGUGUGGAAAACACAACGUCCCAGGCAACAAGACGCAGUUGGUUAUGGAGAGCGUGCUUGCUGAUGACAAAUGUCAAACCCGAGAUCCUGAGUUUGUUGAGAAUCAAGUGUGCUCGAAUUUCGUUUCCAACAACCUGGAAUGUCUGCGAAAUAUGGCGAAUCAAUAUAAACAACUCUGUCAAGAGAACAUUUACGGCUAUGAAAUGAACACAAAUAUCGGCUGCGCUUUCUUCAACGAAGUUGUCCAACAGUGUGGAAAUAACAGCAGGAUCUGGAAUACAUGGAGAACUAUAACCAAUUGUGCUAAACCAAGUUGUCCAGGAGACCUGGAUUACGUGGAACAGGGUCCAGCCUUUGUUCCCAGCUGCUCAAACCCAAACCCUGGAUUCUCCAACCAAGAACUUACCAGCUCCUGUGUCUGCCCAAAGGGCAAGUUGCUUAAUGAUCACGCAGACGGCUUCCACUGUGUGAGCGUGUCCAGCUGCCCCUGUGUCUUUGCUGGUAGGAGAUACUCACCCGGAGACAUGCGCAGCUCUAAAUGUCAGUCAUGUUUGUGUGUCAGUGGGGAAUGGGAAUGCUCUGAAAACAACUGCCCCACCAGAUGUCUCAUUGAAGGGCAGUUUGUGACAACAUUUGAUGGCAAACAAUAUGCCCUCCCCCGUAAAUGUACAUAUGUGGCUUCACAGGGUCUCAACUGGACGAUAACGAUCAAGUUUUCUGAGGAGGCACCGUCUCUGAAAACAGUCACUCUUCAGCUUUAUCAGGAAAUAUAUAUGUUUUCACAUAACAUGGUUAAAUUUGGAGAGGAGGAGAUAACUGAACUUCAUCAGUCUGAGCACGCUCUGGUUUUCUGGCAGUCCUCCAUGUAUGUCCAGAUCCACACAUCCUUUGGUAUGAAGAUCCAAGUCCAGGUGUUUCCUGAAAUCCAGCUUUACAUCACCCCACCCAGAAACCACACAGAGGUGGUCUCAGGUCUUUGUGGAAACCACAACAGUGACACCACAGAUGACUUCACCACCAGCAGUGGGAUUAUUGAGAGCUCCGCUGAACAAUUUGCUCUGUCCUGGAGUGUGGGUGCUUGUGCGCCGAUCAUACCCCCCACCUGCAUCAGCACAGCCAAUGAAAUAUUUGCUGAUGAAAAGUGCUCUGUGUUGAACAACCAAACUGGAGUGUUUGCUCCAUGCCAUGGUUAUAUUCCAACUGAUCAGUACCUCACGGCUUGCCUCCUAAGAACAUGUAACUGUGGUAGCAGUCUGUCGCAGUGCCUGUGUGUUGCCCUGGGCACCUAUGCCAAAGCCUGUGCCAACAUGGGUGUUGUAAUUGGUGACUGGAGGACAGCCACCAACUGCAAUUUAAAAUGUCAGAAGAACCAAGAAUUCUCCUACAACAUGCAAGCCUGCAACCACACAUGCCGUUCCCUGUCUGGCCCUGACCCUCGCUGUGGGCUGGAAGACGCUCCUGUGGAGGGCUGUGGCUGUCCAGAGGGGACUCACCUGAACCAAGGACACAUCUGUUCCCCAAAGGCACAGUGCGUUUGUCACUACUACCGCGGUACAACACCCCCAGGCUCUGUUGUUAUCGAUGGUCGACAGUGUUUCUGUGAGAAUGGAGAACUGAAAUGUUCUCAGGAUUGUGGGUGCAAGAAUGGGAAGGUUUGUGUUCAUUGCUCCGAGAAUCCUGUUAAGCCAUUUCAGAAAACCUGUGACAGUCUCAGCAAACCAAUGGGUGCCGAAAUGGCCUGUGAGAGUGGCUGUUACUGCCCAAAUGACCAGUAUGAAGAUCACCGUGGAAACUGUGUUUCUCUGCACAACUGCACCUGUGUGUACAGUGGCAAAGUAUUCAACGCAGGACAGCAUGUCAAAACCAACUGUAAAACAUGUACCUGUGGUCAGGGUCAAUGGCACUGCAAAGACGAGCCGUGCCAUGGAAAGUGUCAAGUUUACGGAAACGGACACUACCAGACGUUUGACUCCAAAUGGUACCGCUUUGAUGGACAAUGUCAAUACACGCUUGUAGAGAAUGACUGUGGAAAUAGAAACGGCACCUUCUCUGUAAGAGUGGAGAGUGUCCCCUGCUGUGAUGAGGCCCUUACCUGCUCUCGCUCUAUCAUCCUUGACCUCAAGGGUGAGGUCACCCUGACACUGAGUGACAUGAAGGUAACCAGACGCCAUCAUAAAGGCUGGACUCUGCAGGACCAUUCCCUUUACUCCACACACACUGUGGGACUCUACAUCAUAAUCUCAGUGCCAAGCAGAGGGAUAACUCUCAUCUGGGACAAACACACUCGGAUCACCAUAGAGCUGCAUGAAGACUGGAGGAACAGAGUGUGUGGCCUCUGUGGGAAUUUUGACUUAAACGAGAUGAAUGACCUACAGAUAAGUGGCUCAGCAGUGGUAUCCAGUCCCCUGGCAUUUGGCAACAGCUGGAAAGCCGCCACACCCCCUUGCUCUGAUGUGACCACUGAGAUAUUUCCAUGUGAACGCAACUCUUACUGCUUAGCCUGGGCCCAGCGGCGCUGUAUGAUCAUUAAAGGAGACACAUUUAACGAUUGCCACUUAAAGGUGGAGCCAGAGCCCUACUACCAAGCCUGUGUUCAGGAGUCCUGCUCCUGUGAGUUUGAAGGGAAGUUCUUGGGCUUCUGCACAGCUGUGGCAGCCUACGCAGAGGCCUGCAGCGAGCAGGAUGUGUGUGUAAAAUGGAGGACACCUGAUUUGUGCCCGGUCUACUGUGACUUCUACAACGAGCAAGGCCAGUGUAGCUGGCACUAUGAAGCUUGUGGUGAGAUGCUAACCUGCGGCAAAGACAUCAUCAAACACAAGCUGGAAGGUUGCUACCCCAGAUGUUCAAAGGAAGUGCCUUACUAUGAUGAAAAUACUAGUCAAUGCACUAAAUUGAGCAACUGCACCUGUUAUUUUAAUGACACUGUCAUUCAGCCUGGGGCAGCGGUGAUGAUACAGUCUAUGAAGUGCCGCUGUGAAAAUGGAACAAUGAACUGUCCACCUCCAGCCUCCACUACACCUACCACCACUUCUACGUCUACCACUCCUACCACAACUGCUUUAACAACCACUGAAACAACCAUGUUUUCCACCACCUCUACACCAAUGACAACCAUUACCAAUGUCUCAACUACUAGUGAAAAAUGGUCAACUGGGCUUUCCACCUCUUCCGUGCCAGCAACAACAACUGCUCCAACUACAACCAUGUUUUCCACCAUCACUACACCAACAACUACAGCUGAAACAGGGUUGACAACGCCCCCAACCCCCUCUACACCAAUGACGGCCACUACCAAUGUCUCAACUACUACUGAAAAAUGGUCAACUCGGCUUUCCACCUCUUCUGUGCCAGCAACUACAACUGCUUCAACUACCACUGAAACCACUAUGUUUUCCACCAUCACUACACCAGCAACUACAGCUGAAACACUGUUGACAACGCCCCCCACUCCCUCUACACCAGUGACAAUGAUCACCAAUGUCUCAACUACUACUGAAAAAUGGUCAACUGGGCUGUCCACCUCUUCCGUGCCAGCAACAACAACUGCUCCAACUACCACUGAAACCACUAUGUUUUCUACCAUAACUACACCAACAACUACAGCUGAAACACGAUUGACAACGCCCCCAACCCCCUCUACACCAAUGACGGCCACUACCAAUGUCUCAACUACUAAUGAAAAAUGGUCAACUGGGCUUUCCACCUCUUCUGUGCCAGAAACAACAACUGCUUCAACUACCACUGAAACAACCAUGUUUUCCACCAUCAUUACACCAGAAACAGCUGAAACACAGUCGACAAAAACUACAACUGCUUCAACUACCACUGAAACAACCAUGUUUCCACAAACUUCCACUCCACCAGUGUGUAAGUGUACAGACCUGAAGAGGAAAAAAGAGUGGAAUUGUGGUGAGACGUGGACAGAGGACUGCUUUCAUAAAAACUGUACAGAUGGGAAGAUAGAGUUGACUUCGAUUGUUUGUCCAGAGUCUACAAUUCCAAACUGCCCCAGAGACAAGGUCACAAGAGUCUCAGAUGGAUGCUGUGAAACAUGGAAGUGUGACUGUCGCUGUGAGCUAUAUGGAGAUCCCCACUACAUCUCUUUCCAAGGUGUAACCUUUGAUUUCCUAAACGAUUGCACCUACAUCCUGGUGGAGGAGCAGUCCCCACGUCAUAAUCUGACCAUUGCUGUGGACAACUUCUACUGUGUGCAGGGCGUCCAAGGCUCCUGUGCUAAAGGCAUCAUCCUGAAAUAUCAGAACACCAUAGCUGCACUCAGUAUCCUUCCUGAUAUGUCAAAUAAAGUGCAGGCCACUCUGAACAACGUAACCAUUGAGCCCCCACAUGAGGAGCAUGGAUUGAGGUUUGAGACCACAGAGUACAUGAUAUCAAUCUACAUCCCAGAGGUCCGCUCUUAUGUCUCCCUCAGUCCCUGGUAUACUCUGGUGGUCAGUCUGGCUAUGGAGCACUUCCUCAACAACACCCAGGGACAAUGUGGUGUAUGUGGUGGUGGAUCAUGUAUCCGUAAAGGAGGAAAGAUCGAGAAAGAUAGCUGCUGUGAUAAGACGGCCUAUGACUGGGUGUCCGCUGACCCGCUGAAGCCAGCCUGUGCUUCUGCACCAAGGAACAGACCUUGUAAUGAAUCAAUUACCACACCCACUCCAACCCCCUGCCCUCCAAGCAAACUAUGCAAGCUGCUAGACCACCAAGUCUUUUCAAACUGCAGCAGGCAUGUGAAUCUGAUCUCUAAAAAGAAGAACUGUGAGUUUGAUUCAUGCAGAAAUGGUCCUUGCUCUUCACUAGAACAAGCUGCUGAUGAAUGUAAGAAGGCUGGUUUCUGUAUUGACUGGAGAGAACUGACCAAUGGACGCUGUAAUGUGACUUGUCCAGAAGGAUUGGUUUACAGAGAAUGUCAUAACAAGCUAGAUAACUUCUGCGAUGGAGGGAGACAAUAUCCAGGAGCCUCCCUUGAGAAUAACGAGGCAGGCUGUUUUUGUCCCAGCGGACACUUCAGGGCAGGAAAUCACUCUCAUAUCUGUGUGUCUGACUGUGCCUAUUGUAAAGGACCACUCGGUGAGCCCAUGCUACCUGGUGAGGUUUGGCAGUCCGGCUGUCACAUGUGUACAUGCAACAACCAGACUCGUACAGAGAAGUGUGUUCCAAAACUUCCUAAGCCAGCUCCCGUGUGUGGCCCCAAUGCUGUACUGGUAAACACCUCUUGCUGUGGUGAUGAGAUUUGUGUUGAGAAGACAUGCAGUUAUAAUGGACAUACAUAUAAGGUUGGAGACAGAUGGACGGACGCAGCCCAUACCUGCAUGUCAUAUAAUUGCAGCAAAGAGGGUAUUCAGACUGAGACUAGAGUCUGUCCCACAGUACAGUGUCAGGAGGAGGACAGAAUUUGGGAUGAUCAACACUGCUGCUUUACAUGCAACCAGAGGUGUGCUCCGAAGUUGACCAAUAUCACUGUUACCGUAGACAACUGUAUCAGCGUCAUGCAGAUACCUGUGUGUCAGGGCCAAUGUGUGUCUCAACCCAGUGUCGUGUUGUUACACGGGGAGCUGCAGGUGGAGCAGCAGUGCACAUGCUGUCAGGAGUUGAGCUCAGAGAAGAUACCAGUGACUCUGCAGUGCUUAGACCGCACGGUCAAACACUACACCUACAAGCAUAUCACAGGCUGUGAGUCCAGAGCCUGCAGCAUACUGAGCUGAAAAGUACUGAAAGCUCAGACUGGAGGUAUCCUUCAGAUUUCCAAAUCCAAAUCUACUGUUUUCGAAUUUAAUGGAUUAAUCGAAAAUCCCUCCAACUGAACAUAUUUCUCUUCUGUAUUUAAAGCAGUUACUGAAUCUGUUUUCUAUGAAAUAAACCAUAUAUGCAU
This is a messenger RNA of Etheostoma cragini (Arkansas darter), 6480 nucleotides long. RefSeq names its product mucin-19-like. Lineage: Eukaryota; Metazoa; Chordata; Actinopteri; Perciformes; Percidae. Gene Ontology annotation, cellular component: extracellular matrix. The transcript is spliced from 45 exons. The record is from RefSeq and is a predicted model, not a curated record. Gene Ontology annotation, molecular function: protein binding. The coding region runs from base 38 to 6313 and encodes 2091 amino acids.